CAAAAUAAAAAAUUGAAACAUCAAUGUUCUCAAAAAAUCUCAUAACCACAGAGAUGGAAUGGCUCCUCACGAAGAUGGAGAGAAUAACUUCUCCGAUGAUGAUUUUCUUAACGAUAUACCAGCAGAUGCCCUAGAAGAGCUUGAGAACAAUGCUAUUGCUUUCACCCAAGCUCAGAUCAAAGCCCCUCCUUCUUCCGAUUAUGGGGAGGAGCUCGACGAUGACGAUUUAGAUGAUGCGGUCGUCAUCGAUGAGGCUAGGAGUGUGCCUGCAGUUGCACCAUAUGUACCUCGAAACAAUGUCAAUCAAGCUACCCAACAAGCACAAUUUCGACAGCAGCAGCAACGUUAUAGGGCAACAAACAUUGUGAACAGGCCUAGAAAUCAUAUAGGUCCUCCUCAUACUCGAAAACCAGACGUCUUACAACAGCCAGUUCUAAAUCCAGUGUCACGAGAGACUUCGAACCUUUCUCGGUUGGAGGGUCAGUCAGUUGUAGAUGGUGAUAAUGAGGCCCUUAGAAAAUUGGUGCAAGAGGUAUUCAUGGUUAUCAAUUAUCUCCUCAUUAACAAAGUCACUAAAUACUCUCCAGUUGCAACAAAAGAAUAAAGCUCUCGAACAAGAAGCUCUAACAAAAAAUGGCGAAAUCUCUAUUCUCCGCGGAAAGAUGGACAAAUCGCAAAAGGAAUAUGAAUGCACACAAGCGGCAAAAGAAAAGUUACACGUGGAGCAAUUGGCAAAGCUACAAAAGAUAGGAAGUUGCAGAGAUCGCUGCAAGAAAUGCUGCAAUUGAGCGAGAUUUCACAAAGCAAGACUUAUUUGAAGAAACCGAACGAGCCAGGAAGAUAAGUAAAGCUAAAAAUCCAAAGGAUACACAAGUUAUGACCCCAAAAAAAACAAAGCCGAUGUCGUUCAGGGAUGGCUUCGAUGAUGAUGAAAUCGAGGUGGUUUCUCCUAGUAAAAUUUCCCCUUCGAAGUUUCAGAAACGUCAACCUGGUACACCAUCAAGAGCAGCAAAGCGGAAACGCAAGGCAAACGAUAGCCCUUCAGCUAGUGCUUUGGAUAUGAUUCCUGUUCCAGACCAGCCUUCACAACUCCAAAAACUUCCUUUCUUGGACGAAUCGAUAUUAGAGAGGCUUGUUUUACAGGAUGAUCGAUCGGACUUUCUCGCGGCAAUGCUAGAUCAUCGACCCAAUCGUGAACACUUGAGGACUCUUGAAGCAUUUGGCAAGUAUGCUUUACCAUCAUCCCCCAAUGAAUCCUUUUCAUCUCUAAUUCUUGGAGAGAUUCCAAGAAUUGGUGCAAAAAAGCCUAUAUCAGAGGUACCAUCUGAGUUCUGCUUGUUUCUAAUAGAAUUGUGGUCUAAGUGUAUGGAUGAAAGUUAUUAUACCCCUAUUUACUUGUUUGUGGAUAUUCUCACAUUUGCGCUCGAGAUAAAAACGCUCUCCAUUGUACCGCAUGUAAUUGAUCAACUCAUUCCCUUGGCACAAAAAACUGCUGAUCUCGUAGCGAUCCCUCGUUUCAAAACCGAGUCACCCCAUCCUUUUGAUGAAGACAUCAAUGUAUCCGCUUGUUUGGCUCUCAUUCACCUCGCUGCAUUGGGAUGCGUCCCCGACCAAGAACACAUUACUAGAUUUUGGAAAUUGAUGCGAUGGGACUUUGUUCUUCUCAUGCUUAGUCAGAACCAGCUAGUGGCAGAUUUUGAGUGGAUGCUGCGAAUUCUAUCUACCGGUGUUUUGAAAAAUAGUUUCGGUAGCAAUGUGGAUGAUAAUCCAAAGUUGAGAACAUCCGCAAAUGCCGGCCAUAUCAUAGAACGUCUGACAUAUCCACUAUUCGAAGUACCUUGGUUCCCCUCGAGCGGGACCAAGGUUGACGCCGAUGUCGUCCUAAAGCUACGUCUACAAAUCAUUUUAUUGAUGACUAGUAUGACUCGAUCACCAUAUGCUGGAAAUGCACUUGUUUCCCAUCCAACUGCAAUUGGCAGAGUCGUCAGUUUGAUAAGCGAUGAAUUAGAUGGCCUAUAUGACCAUAAAUCUGGCCGUGAGGAGAGGUAUGUAAUCCUUUCCGCUUUAAGUAUACAUCAGCUGACUCUAUCUAGUGCUCGUCUCAUAAGUCUCGCAACUCGACUUCUGUUCCAUCUUGUCACUCGAUACGAAUUUGAUAUGCAGAAGAAAUUAUCCGUCAUUCGUGGGGGUUCACAAAAAUACCUACUAUGUCUGGCCAGGCUUAACUUUUCAGAGGAUGAUUUAGUUUUUGAGUCCGGUAUUGAUCCAGAUAUCCCCGGAUGUGCACUAGAAAUGUUGGAAAUGGUCGUCACGCCCGAGGAAGGAGAAGCUAUACAAAAAGCUUUGUCAAAUGGGUGAUUGAUACUCAGAUGCACAUCAAUCUAUGCAUGUUGUUCCAUUAUCAGGUGGGAGUUUCUGGGUAUACCGAAUUGGUGUUUUGCGAGGUGUUUUGGGCGGUUUCGUUUUGGGCCUGACGCCGUUAGAGGUGCUUUGCUUGAGGACAUCCCGUUGUUAGUUAAUACAAAUAUUAAACCUUUCACUUCACU
Sclerotinia trifoliorum is the source of this 2546-nucleotide messenger RNA. Lineage: Eukaryota; Fungi; Ascomycota; Leotiomycetes; Helotiales; Sclerotiniaceae. The record is from the annotation of a GenBank genome assembly.